AUGCCACAUCUAAAUACUGCAAUAGACAAAAUCUGGGAAGCAAUAAUUUUGAUGGAAGAGAUACCAGAACCACCAAAUAUGGGAAAUGAGCCACCACCAGGAAGGAGAAGUGGAUAUUUCUGUGCAUAUCAUCGCUUCCAUGGCCACACGACAAACAACUGUAGGAAUGUGAAGAAAAUCAUACUAAGAAUGAUUGAUCAGGGGAAGUUAAAUCAUUUUCUGGUACAACAACCACAUAAUUUACCACCACCACCAUCACCAGAAGGUCAUGCAGCCGGUGCGGAGAAAGGAAGGAAUACAUGUUUGAUUGAAGUAGGAGCAAAGGAAAAGAAUCUAUAUGAAGAAGUACCAAGAGGAGUAGAACCGCAUGAAAAUCCAUUAGUGGUUAAGCUAGAAAUCAAUCCUAAGGAAAAAGAAGAUGAAGAUGAAGAAGAUAACAUGGACACAUGGGUCAUCAAUAUGAUAUUGAUUGAUCCUUGUAGUUCAGUUGACUUUCUGUUUUAUCACACAUACAAGACUAUGGGUGGUAGAGAUGAAGAGCUUAUCCCAUUAACGUAUAAGAUUUACGGUUUCAAUGGAACAGCUAACAAGCCAAAAGGAGAUGUAACAAUGCGAAUUCCUCUGAAGAGCAUAUCAUCUGAAAUAGUAUUCUGCGUUGUUGACGUAGAAUCACCCUAUAAUUCUUUGAUCGGAAGACCGUGGUUACAUGGUAUUCUAGGAGUGGCGUCCACUUUCCAUCAAUGCAUCAAGUUCCCGCUCCCUCAAGGUAUUGGAGUAAUAAGAGGAGAUUUAAUUGAAGGAAAAACCUGCCAUGAAAUAGAUGUUGACAAAUGUGAAGAACGUGCAAGCAAGAGAAGAAAUUGGAAACAUCAGAUACAAGAAGGUCAGCGAGGUGAAAGAUUAAUAGUAGAUGUUGUCAGUAAGGAAGGUGAAGUAAGAAAUACUUCCACAUAG
Molecule: messenger RNA, 954 nt
Organism: Papaver somniferum (opium poppy)
Lineage: Eukaryota; Viridiplantae; Streptophyta; Magnoliopsida; Ranunculales; Papaveraceae
Exons: 2
Coding region: 1-954 (317 amino acids)
Source: RefSeq, a predicted model, not a curated record